AAUACGGGCGGAGGUGACGCCUAGCUUCCGGUCAGAGCCGAGCAAGGUGGGCGGUGACUAGAAGCUCUUCCGUUUAUUGGGUUGUUGAGCGGGGGCCGACCGACGGCCAGGAGUUUCUUUUCUGCGCUUGUGCGUUUUCUGUUCGGUUUCCUUCCCGCUAGCGGGGCCACGAGGGUUGCUAGGCAACAGCCCCUGGGUGACUUGGUCUUAGGGUCCUGUCCGGCUUGUGGCUGAUGAAAGGAGCUGUCCGCGCCCGGGCUCUUCCGAGAAGUGGUUGCUGACAGCCACAAAGUGAAAGGGAGAGAGGCGGCGUGGACGAGUAAGGAGUGACAGUGAGGAUUCACAUUUGGGUUAUUUCAAGAUGAGCUUCCUACUGCCCAAGCUGACUAGCAAAAAGGAAGUAGACCAGGCGAUAAAAAGUACUGCUGAGAAGGUGUUGGUUCUCAGGUUUGGGAGAGAUGAAGAUCCUGUCUGUCUGCAGCUAGAUGAUAUUCUUUCUAAGACCUCUUCUGACUUAAGUAAAAUGGCUGCCAUAUACCUGGUAGAUGUGGACCAAACUGCAGUUUAUACACAGUAUUUUGACAUCAGUUAUAUUCCAUCUACUGUCUUUUUCUUCAAUGGGCAGCAUAUGAAAGUGGAUUAUGGUGGAGAAGAUCCAGCCCUCAGAAGCAUAAAAGCUGUCCGCAGAACCAGCCCUGCAGGUACUUUAGGAGAAAAGCCAGUCAACUCCUAGUAAUAACAGGUAACAUUGGGAGGGUUCUGUGUGCCAGGCACUGUGCUAUGUGCUUUCUGUGUAUUUACUCAUUUAAUUCUUCAACAGCCCGUAAGCAUUGGGUCUUUUUAUUAUCUAAUAAUCCCGUUUUUUAUAAAUGGGGCACAGAGAGGAUAAGGAACUUGUUCAAGGUAACACAGCUAGCAAAGAGAGGAGCCAGGAUUCAAACCCAGGCCAAGCCCUUGACCACCCUGGGGUGCUACCUCUCCCACAUGACAAACUACACAGAAUUCUCAAGACUCCCUCACAUGUGCUGGGCACAGUGGCUCAUGCCUAUAAUCCCAGCACUUGGGAGGACAUGCUGGAGGAUUGCUUGAAGCCAAGAGUUCAAGGUGAGCCUGGGCAACAUAGGGAGAUCCAUCUCUACAAAAAUAAAAAAAUAAGAAGUUAGCCAGGCAUAGUGGUAUGCACCUAUAGUUCCAGCUACUCAGGGGACUGAGUGGGGAGGAUCACUUGAGCCUGGGAGAGGCUGCAGUGAGCUCUGAUUGCGCCACUGUACUCCAGCCUGGGCAACAGAGCAAGACCCUGUCUCAAAAAUAAAAUAAAAAAGAUUCCCUCACAUAAUCAGCAUCAAGGGCUCACCAUUAGAGUCACUUUUAAGGGUCAUCUGGAGACAGAUCUUUCACUGGGUUAAGGCAUUUCUUACCUGGAAGGGAUAACAAACUUGCUAGCUAACCACAUUAGCCAGGCUAAGGGUGUCAAUUGUACAUGGCUAUGGAAGCCCAUUAAGAACCUUGUGUAUCAGAUUUAAACCAUGAAUGAGGCAGUGAUGCCCAGCAAAGAGGAUAAGGAGGACCUUAAAGCACUGGCACCCAAGGCUGGAGAAGCCUGAGGCUGCAAAGAAUUGAAGGUUUUCUCCAAGCAUGACCCCUGUGUUGGCCUUGGGGGCACUGGAGCAAUCUGAAACCACGUGGACCGUGGCUGGGAAGCACGUUAGGAAACAGAUCAAGUAAACUACCUGACAAAGCAUUUGGGCAAGAGUGCCCUGGGUGCCAGCCAGAUGCAAAGAGGAGUUGAACCAUGCACCCUGGUCAUAGCACAGAUCUCCAGAAGGAAUGGAUUUAAAUGGAGCUCUGCUUUUCAGCAGUCAGUGCAAGAAAUCAGGGACUUGCAUAAACUUGCCAAGCCCCAAAGCAAAUCCCCUUCCACUAAAGAAGCGCUGGGCUUGUCGUAGGAUGUGACCCACUGGAUGCUGGCAGGCGGUUCUUCUGAGAGACUGAGAGAUGCUGGAAAACUCAGCAUCUCAGUGAAUGAUUGAAAGAACAAGGGAGUAAAAGAACAUGAAGGUGGUCCAACCUAUUCACACACACACACCUAUGUGUGUAUAGAUAUUUGUAUAUAUGUGUUUUUAUUUUUAAAUGAUUCUGUCAGGGUCUCAGAUAGAGGUGAAAUUCUAACCUACUCAGAGUCAUUUCUUUUAGGUUCCCAGACCUGGGAUCCACAUUUUUUGCUCUACUGAGGUAGGAAGGUGUCACUAGAUCCAUUAAGAACUGCAAAUUCAACAUCUGUGAGAAUGGUUGAAGCUCAAAAGACUGGCCAGCUUCUCAAAUACCCAGUGACUGAAAUACCUAACUGGCCAGCUUCUCAAAUAGCCAAGGCAGUGCCAAGGUUACUACUCAGGAGAAUGUCUUCCAUGUGCCUGGGGCAGACAGGAAGUGUUCUGACCCUCUGCCCACAGCUUUGUUCCUGUACCCACCAACUCAAGUGAUUAAUGGGGUGGCAGGUGGUGCAGCAGCCAAGUGACCUUCACACACUGUAACUCCUUUUGUUUCCUAUGGGACACUUUCCAGAUGGGGUUUUCAGCACUCAGGAAACCUCUUUGUGGCUGGCAGUAAUGCAAGAAGUGCAGUGUUUAUCCAUUUCCUCUCCUGAAGCCCUGCCCUUUGGAGCCUCGUCCUUGUAUUGCUGCCCCGUCCUUAUAUUGCUGCCCAGGUAUUUCACAAAUUCCAGAUCAUUCCCACACUGUUCCUGCACACACAGCGCUAUGCCCUGUCCCCUGGUGUCCUCUUGCAUGUGACAAGCCACAGUGACUUUAUUUCCUACGUGUCUAACCACAAGGCUCUUACAGAAAUUUUCCCUGACUGCCAAGACUCAUUCAACAUCAUAGGUGGCCCAGACUAGAGGGUAGGUAACAUUAUCAUCUCAGAAUGUUCUUAUGGUGUGUUGGGACCGGAGAUCUGUACCUGGAGGAAAAAGAGAAAUCCUGAAACAUGUUUUAGCCAAGUAGUAAGCACAUAACAUCUCUUCCAAGCAAAUAUAAAACUAUAGUAGACCUCAAUCUGGCUUCUUUAUUAGCUAGGAUUAAAUUUGACUAAGUGACUUAACAGGGAUUAAAGCACACAAGGUCCCAGCCUGGGCAACAGAGUGAAACCCCAUGCCUACAAAAAAUACAAAAAUUAGCCAGGUGUGGUGGCACACACCUGUAGUCCCAGAUGCUCUGGAGGCUGAGGUGGGAGGAUCACUUGAGCCCAGGAGAUUGAGGCUGCAGUGAGCCAUGAUCAUGCCAGUGUACUCCAGCCUGGGUGACAGAGCAAGUGAGACCUCGUCUAAAAAAUUUUUUUGAAAUUUUUAAUUAAACACACACACACACACACACACACACACACACAUACACAAGGUUCUGUUUUCUCAAGUAAAAGAGGUAGGGAAGUAGGCAGACAGAGCUGGUAUUAGUGUCAGCAUUAAGCUGUUUCCAGCUUUUGCCUCCAUCAUCCCUGCAGAAUGACCCUGAUCUUUAGGUCUAAAAUGGAUGCCAGAGCUCCAGCCAUCAUACCCAUAUUCCAGGCAGCAGCAGACUUUCCAGAAACUUCACACAAUACUUUCACAUAUAUGUCAUUGAAUAGAACUUGGUCACUGGACCACAUCCAACUAUACUGGAAAUCAUGAAAUGUCUUUAUGCUGGGAAUCCAGAACAUGGAACCAUUGAUAUGGUUUGGCUGUGUCCCCACCAAAAUCUUAUCUUGAAUUGUAGUUCCCAUAAUCCCCACGUGUCAUGGAAGGGACCUGGUGGAAGGUAAUUGAAUCAGGGGGCAGUUAUCCUCAUGCUGUUCUCAUGAUAGUGAGUUCUCAUGAGAUCUGAUGGUUUUAUAAGGGGCUUUCCCCCAACCUUCACUCUGCACUUCUCAAUCUGCCGCCAUGUGAAGAAGAACAUGUUUGCUUCUCCCUUCCACCAUGAUUGUAAGUUUCCUGAGAACUCCCCAGCCAUGCUGAACUGUGAGUCAAUUAAACCUCUUUCCUUUAUAAAUUACCCAGUCUCAGGUAUGUCUUUAUUAGCAGCAUGAGAAUAGACUAAAACAGCCAUCUACAAGAUAACUGGCCUGAUCUUAUGAGAGGUUACUGUUCUAGAUUAAAAGAAACUAGCUGGGUGCGGUGGCUCAAUGCCUGUAAUCCCAGCACUUUGGCAGGCCAAGGUGGGCGGAUCACCUGAGGUCAGGAGUUUGAGACCAGCUGGCCAGCAUGGUGAAACCCUGUCUCUACU
Molecule: messenger RNA, 4250 nt
Organism: Pan troglodytes (chimpanzee)
Lineage: Eukaryota; Metazoa; Chordata; Mammalia; Primates; Hominidae
Gene: TXNL4B
Product: thioredoxin like 4B
Exons: 4
Coding region: 362-733 (123 amino acids)
Biological process (GO): mRNA splicing, via spliceosome
Cellular component (GO): spliceosomal complex; U5 snRNP; U4/U6 x U5 tri-snRNP complex
Source: RefSeq, a predicted model, not a curated record